This is a messenger RNA of Endocarpon pusillum Z07020, 414 nucleotides long. RefSeq lists its product as uncharacterized. Lineage: Eukaryota; Fungi; Ascomycota; Eurotiomycetes; Verrucariales; Verrucariaceae. The transcript has a single exon. The coding region runs from base 1 to 414 and encodes 137 amino acids. The record is from RefSeq and is a predicted model, not a curated record.
AUGCUGCAGGCAGCAUUCCCUUUAGCGCUGCCUCCGCCGCCAUCCCACCAGAAUACAGCCAAGAGCAAGGACGAAGCCAGGCUCCAAGACAAAAUCGCAUCUCUCAGCAGGGAGUUGAAGAGACUGAAGAUAGAGGCAAAGAAGCGAAAGGGACAGAAAGAAUCUGAUAGGGAGGAAUCCUUUGCUGAAGAUGAAGACUCGGAUGAAGACUCGGACGAUGACUUGGAUGAAGACUUGGAUGAAGACUCGGAUGACGACUCGGAUGAUGACUCGGAUGACGGUGGUGACUCGGGCGAAAGCUCUGAGGAUGAAGGUGGAACGGACUCGGAUGAUUUAGCAGACUCAAAAGGAUCCAAGCUGAGUCAAGGAUUGUUGAACAGACUUCAGGAAUCGAGAAAGGGAAUCAGAAUCUGA